Micromonas commoda is the source of this 1236-nucleotide messenger RNA. RefSeq lists its product as hypothetical. The transcript has a single exon. The coding region runs from base 1 to 633 and encodes 210 amino acids. NCBI's taxonomy places the organism in Eukaryota, Viridiplantae, Chlorophyta, Mamiellophyceae, Mamiellales, Mamiellaceae. The record is from RefSeq and is a predicted model, not a curated record.
AUGACACACGUCGUCGUAACUCUCGCGGGGACGGCACUACAUGGAGCUCAACGUCUUCCCCGCAACCCCAAGCUCAUAUGGAGAGGCGGUGUUCUGACGAACACAAAAGAAGCAUCCCUGCAAAAAGUUCGCGCGCCGCGAUCCUCUCGUCUGACCGCCACGGAGAAUGACGAGCAGGAUCGGCGACUUCCGGGGGCCGAUGAUCUCUCUACAUCAUUCUCGAAGGAGUUGAAGCGGAGGAAGCGAGCCUUGAAGGGUGGAGAGAACGACGGGGCUGACUUUGGUGGCCAAGAGCUGCUGAAGGCUGAGGAACAGCCCAGGCCCAUGUUCAGGGAUGACAGAGAUCCCUCACGCGACAUCGGCAAUCAACUGAAGGUGUCUCGAGACCUUCAGAACGAUGGACUUGCCGGGUUUCCGUCGAGAGCAGGUGAGCUGCUGACUCUGGGACUCACCGUGUUUUUUUCUUUCGGGCCGAUCAUUGCCGUGUGCUCAGCCUUCUUUGUAGUCACAUAUCUACUCCUUGGAUCUGAUUUCAUCCACGGGGGACACCAAGACACGAACACGCCGUCGUAUGUUACGCCGCAGUCUUUACUUUACGAGAGGGACAUCGAUGGCAAACUAGAAAAACGUUGAAAAGGGAAACAAAGUGCAAGAGAGGCUGCCAAGGUAGACCCAGAGACAAAUGUCAUAUCUGCACACAUUCUUGAAUGAAAAAUCGUGGUAGCCGUGCACUUAAAAACUUGAUCUAUGUUUAUUUGAGGAACGAAAAACGCGGAUGAGCCUUGCUCUUUGAACCCCCAGUCGGAGAUGAAGAAUGCCUAUGACCAAGCAGAUUCUUGGUAAGCCAACAUCACAGAGAUUUUCCCACGUGACUUCGAUACGCGAUAGAGAACACGUUCAAGCAGAUGCUCCCACAAAGGCCCUGCAAAACUUGACUUCUUCCGUCAGGCCCAUGAACUGGGUUGGGGGACAGCGUUUUAGCAUUUUACAACUUGGGUCGUGCUUUCUUUGCCAAAGAAAAAAAACCUCAGAACUGCAAUCAACGCAGCAAAACAAUUACCUUCGAAGGUACUCGAAGGUAGCUUUUAGUGCCGAUGGAGCAUCCGUACAAAAUCUCUACCAUGUGGUUAUGUGAAUUAUCACCUUCGUACCUUCGUUCGUACCUUACUUCGUUCGUGAAGGUAACUUUUUAAUAAAACCACAUAUUCCAUUAUUGGAUUUUUUAAAAAUAAAAAG